This is a messenger RNA of Contarinia nasturtii (swede midge), 1566 nucleotides long. Its product is annotated as heterochromatin protein 1-like. Bases 500 to 1345 code for a protein of 281 amino acids. The record is from RefSeq and is a predicted model, not a curated record. Gene Ontology annotation, biological process: negative regulation of transcription by RNA polymerase II; chromatin organization. Lineage: Eukaryota; Metazoa; Arthropoda; Insecta; Diptera; Cecidomyiidae. Gene Ontology annotation, cellular component: pericentric heterochromatin; nucleus. Gene Ontology annotation, molecular function: chromatin binding. The transcript is spliced from 4 exons.
AGAAUAAACAGAUACAUUGAAAGUGCAAGUGUUUGAAGUGAAUGAGGCGCGCACGUUGAGCUCUCUAACAUUGUGAGCUCGUUCGAAUAACUGAAAAUUGUCAGCCGUUGAAGGCGAAACAACUGCAUAGGGAAAAAAAAGCAGCAAUAACAACGGAGAACUCAAAAUUGCUGACGAUUACAAGUGAUUUCAUUCGUUUGGCGUCUCUCGUUUGUGUCGUUACCAUUUAUGUGCACCAUAUUUUAUAACAUUUGUUAUCGUUCAUAUACACUUUUACGAGAUAUACUCGUAUUUUUUUUUUCUAUUUAGUUUAUAUAUUGUGAAUUAGAAUCAAUAAUUGUUUGUCAUUUAGUUUUUAAGGAGAAUCGAUUUGAGUGUGCCUCUAAUCAAAAAACAAAGAAAUUAAUUUUAAGCAACGGUAAAAAAAAAACCAUAAAGAAAAGUGAAGAAAAAAAAAUUCAAAGAAAACAAAAACUAAAUAAAAUAAUUGUAAGUUAAAAUGGGUCGACGAUCAUCUAUCAACAAAAAAGUACAAGUCAAAUCCGAACCAGUCGACAAUGAAAUCAUUUUUGAAGUGGAAAAAAUUCUUGAUAAACGCUUCAUUUCGGGAAAGCCGCAUUACUUGAUCAAAUACAAAGGUUAUCCAGACUCGGAAAAUACAUGGGAGCCAAUCGAAAAUCUGAAUUGUAAGCGAUUAAUUCAAAAAUUUGAAAAAGAUUUGCAGAAAUCAGACGCGAGCUCUGAAAAGGUUCCACAUGUACAGGAAUUUGAAAAAAUUGUUGCUAAACGAACUGUAAACGGUAACAAAGAGGAGUAUUUGGUGAAAUGGGUUGGAAUGCCAGAGACAGAAAAUACCUGGAUUACAGCAAGCGAUAUGUUGUACAAAGAAGGGAUCAAACAUUUUGAGAGUUCAGUAUUAUCACAUUUUAAACCAACAAAAACACGAAAGACAAGCAUUGAUGAAUCCCUGAAAACGGAACGUGUUGCACCUGAAAAAACUGGAAAAAGUGGCACAGAAAGCAAAUGCAAUGAAAAAGAGUCCGUUGCCCAGAGUAAAAGUAACACAAAGGUGACGAAUACUGCUAUUGUUCAACCAGCAGCAGAUGUGGAACGAAUACUCGAUUUGGUGCGAUGGGAUAAACGAAAAGAAGUCAAGUGCUUGGUAAAAUACAAGGGAAUCAUCAAACCACAAUGGAUUCCAAUCGAUGAGAUCAAACGAACACAUCCAAUUCAACUUAUCGAUUAUUAUGAGACACGCGUCGAACUGCGAAAGAAAAAGUACACCAUGAAAUUUGAAGAGAAAUCAACGAAAACCACUCAACGAAAACUUGUUGUGAUCAAUUAAAAAUUCGCACACUUCUUUGUAUUUUCACCUAGACAUCUCUUUGUUUUAAAUGCUGUUUUUCAUACUUUAAGAGAUUUUCUACGCUUUGAAAAAUUUUAAAUUGAAAUAUUCAAUUCCAAAGAAGAUAUUUCUUCGUAAUGUACUGAUCGUGGAAAAACUAAACAUAACGAAAACAUUUAUCAAAAUAAAAUUGCUUUGAACCUAUAUCAACCAAACCAAAA